This is a messenger RNA of Pygocentrus nattereri (red-bellied piranha), 3147 nucleotides long. RefSeq names its product XPA binding protein 2 (gene xab2). The record is from RefSeq and is a predicted model, not a curated record. Gene Ontology annotation, cellular component: post-mRNA release spliceosomal complex; U2-type catalytic step 2 spliceosome; Prp19 complex. The transcript is spliced from 19 exons. Gene Ontology annotation, molecular function: protein binding. Gene Ontology annotation, biological process: mRNA splicing, via spliceosome; generation of catalytic spliceosome for first transesterification step. Lineage: Eukaryota; Metazoa; Chordata; Actinopteri; Characiformes; Serrasalmidae. The coding region runs from base 1 to 2544 and encodes 847 amino acids.
AUGCCGACUUUAAAUGGAAAGCCAGACGUUACGUUUGAAGAAGAUGACUUGCCUUACGAGGAAGAAAUCAUCAGGAAUCCUUACUCGGUCAAGUGCUGGAUGCGCUACAUCGAGCAUAAACAAAACGGCCCAAAGUCGGUGCUUAAUAUGGUUUAUGAACGAGCACUGAAGGAGCUACCUGGCAGUUACAAGUUGUGGUACAACUAUCUGAGAGAGCGGAGGAAGCAAGUAAAGGGAAGAUGCGUGACAGAUCCAGCCUAUGAGGAGGUCAACAACUGCCAUGAGAGAGCGCUGGUGUUUAUGCACAAGAUGCCAAGGAUAUGGCUGGAUUACUGUCAGUUCAUUGUAUCUCAGCGCAAAAUCUCAAGGAGCCGUCGCACAUUUGACCGGGCGCUCAGAGCCCUACCCAUUACUCAGCACACUAGAAUCUGGCCCCUCUACCUUCAGUUUGCACGAAACUUGCCCUUACCUGAGACCGCCAUCCGUGUUUACCGUAGAUACCUCAAGCUCUGUCCAGAGAACGCAGAGGAAUACAUCGAUUACCUGCGUUCUGUAGGACGCCUGGAUGAGGCAGCAGUCCGACUAGCUGCCGUGGUCAACGAUGAAACCUUUGUCUCAAAAGAAGGAAAGUCAAACUACCAGCUGUGGCACGAACUGUGUGACUUCAUCUCUCAGAAUCCAGACAAGGUGACCUCACUGAAUGUGGGUGCCAUCAUUCGAGGUGGCCUCACUCGUUUCACAGAUCAGCUGGGCAAGCUCUGGUGCUCUAUGGCUGAUUACUACAUACGCAGUGGUCAUUUUGAAAAGGCACGGGAUGUGUAUGAGGAGGCUAUCCAGACAGUAGUCACUGUAAGAGACUUCACUCAAGUGUUUGACAGCUAUGCCCAGUUUGAGGAGAGCAUGAUUGCUGCCAAGAUGGAGACCACAUCCGAGAUGGGACAUGAUGAAGAUGAUGAUAUUGAUCUGGAGUUGCGCUUGGCUCGGUUUGAACAGCUUAUCACCCGCCGGCCGCUCUUACUGAACAGCGUGCUGCUCCGACAGAACCCACACAAUGUUCACGAGUGGCACAAGAGAGUCAAACUGUACGAAGGCAAUCCUCGUCAGAUUAUCAACACUUACACUGAGGCUGUGCAGACAGUAGAUGCCAUGAAAGCCACAGGGAAGCCUCACUCCCUCUGGGUAGCAUUUGCCAGAUUCUACGAAGAUAACGAACAGCUGGAUGAUGCCAGGACGAUUUUUGAGAAGGCCACCAAGGUGAACUAUAAACAGGUAGAUGAUCUGGCAGCAGUGUGGUGUGAAUAUGGGGAGAUGGAAUUACGGCAUGAGAACUAUGACCAGGCGCUACGGAUACUCAGGAAAGCCACAGCUAUCCCAGCAAGAAAAGCAGAGUAUUUUGAUUCAUCAGAACCAGUGCAAAAUAGAGUGUAUAAAUCUCUAAAGGUGUGGUCCAUGCUGGCUGAUUUGGAAGAGAGUCUUGGCACUUUCCAGUCAACAAAGGCAGUGUAUGACCGCAUUAUUGAUCUCCGUAUAGCCACGCCACAGAUCAUCAUUAACUAUGCAAUGUUCCUUGAGGAACACAAUUACUUUGAGGAAAGCUUCAAGGCAUAUGAACGUGGCAUUGCACUCUUCAGGUGGCCCAAUGUAUAUGACAUCUGGAACACAUAUCUCACCAAGUUCAUCGAUCGUUAUGGCGGCAAAAAGCUGGAAAGAGCACGAGACCUGUUUGAGCAGGCUUUGGAUGGUUGCCCUGCGAAGUUUGCCAAAACCAUCUACCUGCUGUAUGCCAAACUGGAGGAAGAGUACGGGCUCGCCAGGCAUGCCAUGGCUGUGUAUGAGAGAGCCACUCAGGCUGUGGAGACAGAGGAGCGCCUUCAAAUGUUCAACAUAUACAUAAAAAGAGCUGCAGAAAUCUAUGGCGUCACCCACACCAGAGCUAUCUACCAGAAAGCAAUUGAGGUCCUCCCAGAUGAGCAUGCCAGGGACAUGUGUCUACGAUUUGCUGAUAUGGAGAGCAAACUGGGAGAGAUUGACCGGGGCAGAGCCAUCUAUUCUUACUGCUCCCAGAUGUGUGAUCCAAGGAUGACGGCAAAUUUCUGGCAGACAUGGAAGGAGUUUGAGAUUCGCCAUGGGAACGAAGACACCAUUCGUGAGAUGCUUCGGAUAAAGCGCAGUGUCCAAGCAACCUACAACACUCAGGUCAACUUCAUGUCCUCACAGAUGCUUAAAGCAACCACCAGCGCCACAGGCACAAUAUCAGAUCUUGCUCCAGGCCAGAGUGGUGUUGAUGACAUGAAGAUGUUGGAGCAGAAGGCACAGCAGUUGGCUGCAGAAGCUGAGCAGGACAAACCCAAACCCAAAGACAAGAUACUCUUCGUCAGGAGUGAUGCUUCUCGGAGCGAACUAGGUGAACUGGCCAAACAAGCCAACCCAGAUGAGAUUGACAUUGAUGAUGAGGAUGAAGAUGGAGAUGAUGAACCAGAUGAGGUGCAGCUAGAGCAGAAGAGCGUCCCCACUGCAGUCUUUGGAGGACUGAAGGAUGACUGAAUGCUCACCACUGAUGUCUGACGGUGUAGAUGACGCAUCUUUUCCCUAGGAAAAAGGGAAACAGAAGAUGUAUCAAAAUAUGGCACAAGUCAAAAUGCAAAGGACUUAUUUUAACUGGUUGAGCCACUGUAGGUUUCACUUGGUUGAGUUGAAGAAAUGCUGGUGUCCAGCUUUUGUGAAAUGCCAGUUCAGAACACAAGAGGUCACUUUUUCCCACAUUCAGUGUCAGUCUGUUUGUUGAAAGACUAUAAUGACAUGUUUCAGCACCCAUGAUGUUGUUUUUUUUAACUCUGCACAUCUAGGGGUGCAAGACAGAUUAACCAAGGUUACUGCAUCUGCAAGCUCAACACAUUUUUGCUUUUCUACACAAUAAAGACAUGUUUGUGGCCCAUCAGGACAUGCAGUGACUGGAGCUACAAGAGAAAAUGGUUUUGAUACUGUAGAUUGGAGAAUCCCACAUUUGUGUUCUUGGGAUUAUGGCGUUCAUGUCAGGAAUAACAUUUUCACUCAUUUUGCUGCAAAAAUUGGUACCUGUUCCUAAAAUUCAGUUGAUGUAAAGAAUUGUUGUGCAUUAAUGUAGUAAUGAAUUUACACUUUUGAAAA